AUGUCGCAGUCGGCGGGCUUUGGCGGGCCCACGCCGCGUCGCUCGGGGCGGCUGAGCUCGAAAGCUGGCUCUAUGAUCGAGCAGUCAGUGGUAACCACCAUGACCUCAGGAGGUACUCGUCAACGCCGACAGGGACCGCUCACCAAAGUCAAAGCUCGUCGGUCGAACGCUUACGGCGCCAGCGGUCGCGUUGGUGCUGCCGAGGAGCUCUCUAUUACCGCCACCGGAUUCGCCCAGGCGUUUCAGAAUCAGAGAGGUGACGCCGUAGCUCGUGACGACGAUGAGGAAGAGACCGACCAAGACGAGAGCGUUGACGAGCUAAACGGCGAGUCGACAAUGAGCGGCGCACUGAACGGCAAGAACACACGAAAGUCACCCAUUCACGAACGCUCCUCUCCUCCACCACGAGUGCCAGUGCCCUUCACCUUCUCGGAGACUCCCGAGGUUCCGCUCAGCGACGAUGAUCUGGCCUUCUCCAUCGGGAACACGUCCAAGUCUUUUGGCAUGGAGCACGAAGCCGGCAUGCUUCAAGAGCCACAGCGUCGCAACUUCCUGCGCUCGUCAUCGCAGCAGCCCACUCCAGUUCCCAGGAGCACACUGAGACUUGUCGGUCAACCGACACGAGUAUUGCCCAGAGUCAAACCUACGCCCGACAAAGCAGCGAUUGAUGAGUCUAUCGAGGACCUCCUUGCAGAAGAGCGCGCCAGACUGCAACGUGAAGGCCCACCGCCACCGCGGCCACGGCCCACACCCCACACUAUACCACGACUAGCAACCCUGUCGGAACCCCGAGUCGAGCGACAGCCCGAGCCCCAAGCGGAGCCUCACCCUCAGCAACAAGUCCAAGCACGACCUCAGCCCAGCCGUCUCCAAGCCGUCAAGCAGUGGCUUGGUCAAGUUGAGCCAUCUUCAGAAGUCCCGCAAAGUGAGAUCCUAGAGGAUGAGCCCGAGUGGCCGUACCUUUCACUACUCCAGAAUGCAUUCUGGGGCGUAAUGGCCGUCGCGGGCAUCCUGCUUCUCUCCGUACUAUUCUCGAGUGCGUUCUCAGAUCCUACCCGCAGCGUCGGUGUGCACACGGCUCUCGCCAAUCGCAUCUCCACAGCCUGGUAUGACCUAGCUGAUUGGAUCCAGCCUGGGCAGCGGAAAUACAACGAGUCCAACAUUCUCCUCACCUGGCUCAACGGUAAUGGCAUGGACGAUGAUCAUCUCGUGUGGUCGCGCAUGUGGAGGAAUCAUCAGGAGUACGCAGCGAAAUUCGACAGCGUGGACAGUGCCAUUGAGUCGAUCAAAAACGACCUACCAGAGCUCGUCGUCGUCCGUCGUCACCCACAGGGGCGACUCGAGAUCACAGACGACUUCUGGAACGCGCUGCUCAGUAAGGCGCAGUCAAAAGAUGGCGAUGCUACCUGGAUCGACUUCCUCAAGGCGAAUAGCAAGAAGGUGCAAGCGCUGGACAGCAAGCCCGUCGAUUCUGGGGCGACCGCACGGCCACAGAUCGUUGGUCGUGAGGAGUUCAUGAAGACAGUGCGAGAACACUACGAAAACAUAUCCACCGAUGUCGACCGGAAGAUUGUCGAAGCCUUCAAGACGCACGAAACGAAGGUGAAGACCAUGAUCCAAGCUGAAGCGCGCAAGACCUUGAUGGAUUCGAUCCGUCUUCAGUCUCUCGCGCAGAGCAACCUUGUUGCCAGCUACGAGCUCAACCUCAAGAAGCCAAACUACUUCUCGACUGGCCUCGGCGCCCUCGUCGAACCUGGACGGACUUCCUCAACGUACGACAACAGUUCCACCUCGCUUGCUAGCUUGCUCAUGGGGCGGCGGACACGCAGGGCGAACCCGCCCAAGGCUGCACUCACGAAGUGGGAAGACUUUGGCGAUUGUUGGUGCGCGGCACCAAAUCCGAUGAGAGGCUACGCUCGACUGGCCGUGUCUCUGCCGCGUUACGUGUACCCGAAGCAGGUUACUGUUGAGCAUGCACCCAUGAGCAUGUCGCCUAACGGCAACAUCGGCAACGCACCACGCAACAUGGAGCUGUGGGCGGAGACCGAUCAGCCCAUCAAACAACAUUACGAUCAAGGUCACAACGAGUGCUUGGAUCCUGGAGAUCUCAAAGGCCAUGGCUACGUCUGCUUGGGCAAGCUUAAGUACAAUGUCCACGCUGCCAACCACGUACAGACGUUCGAUCUUGAAGCAGAGCUCUCGGCACCCACAACCAGAGUCGUCAUGCAGGUCACGUCGAACUGGGGCGCGCCAAACACCUGCAUCUACCGCGUGCGCCUGCAUGGCGAUGAUGCCGAGGAGAAGUACAACUACGACGUUACCCUGAACGACUAG
Molecule: messenger RNA, 2334 nt
Organism: Didymella exigua CBS 183.55
Lineage: Eukaryota; Fungi; Ascomycota; Dothideomycetes; Pleosporales; Didymellaceae
Exons: 2
Coding region: 1-2334 (777 amino acids)
Biological process (GO): nuclear envelope organization
Cellular component (GO): meiotic nuclear membrane microtubule tethering complex; nuclear envelope
Molecular function (GO): protein-membrane adaptor activity
Source: RefSeq, a predicted model, not a curated record